AUGCGAGUCUCAAAGAACCUUCUUGUAGCGAGCGUCCUUACAGGCCAAACUUUGGCCACUGAGAAGAGUGCCUGCUCUUCCGAGACUUUCUCUCUUCCUAACAUUCUCGGCACCGAGCUGCAUUCGAUUACUGCGUCGCUUAUCAAAGGCUAUGCGGGCUUCGUAGCAUUUGGAAGACCCGAAGCUGCUCUCAUCGAACCCGGUGGCGUUAAUUUUUGCAAUGUCACCGUCUCCUAUAAGCAUCCCGCGCACGGGGAUCUAGUAUCUGUUCACGUCUGGCUCCCAACUGCAAAGUAUAAUGAGCGUCUUGUUGGCCUUGGUGGAGGAGGCUGGGCCGCUGGAGAAGUUGGUGAUGAAGUCAUGACUGGACUAGCAUCGCAAGGCUAUGCAGUUGCUUCAACUGACGGAGGAUAUUCCCAUAACCAUUUCGGCACCGCUGAUCCUUGGCUGAUGAAGAGCCCCGGAAAUCUGGACUACCCGCUGGUUGUGAACUUUGCUCAUCGCAGUCUUCAUGAGUUGGCUGUCAUCUCUAAACAUAUUGUUGCGCAAGGUUAUGGAGCGAAGGCCAAGUUCGCAUACUGGCAUGGAUGCUCGACGGGUGGGAGACAGGGGCUGACGAUUGCCAACAAGUACCCAGAAGACUUUGAUGGCAUUCUUGCAAGUUGUCCUGCGGUCGACUACCCAUCGCUAGUCUUGUCACUGUACUGGCCUCAGUUUGUUAUGAAUCAACGGAAGGUGUAUCCCCAUGCAUGCGAAUUCGAAUUUUUGGCUCGGGCGACCACCGAAGCUUGCGAUGGCCUUGAUGGGGAUGUUGACGGGGUCGUUGCUAGGCUUGAUCUAUGUCGUUUCGAUCCCCAAUCUCUGGCUGGGAAGAUUAUUGAUUGUAAUGGAAAGCCGCUUCAUGUAUCCCAAGAUACUUUAGAAGUCUACAAAGCCAUCCUGAAGGGGCCUGUUGAUCCGCAAGGUAACGAGCUUGUUGGCGGAGCCACGCCAGGAGCAAACAUCGUUGGAUUCCUGGGAACCGCAAACACUGUCUGCGACGAGGACAACAACUGCAACCGGGGCCAGCCUUUCAUCAUUGCCACGGACUGGAUUCGGCUCAUGUUCAAGAAGGAUCCACAGUUUGACCCCGCGAAGUUAACCCAUGAGGAAUAUGCUCGGAUGUUCCGGGACGCCCGGCAGGAAUGGGGGCACCUGUUUGGCAGCAGCGAACCUGAUCUGGAGCGUUUUAGGAUGUUGGGGAAGAAGAUGCUGGCUUGGCAUGCAAUGAAUGACCAGGUGAUUCCGCUAUCGCAUAUGCGAGGGCACUUUGACAAAGUCCGGGCGACCGACGAGCUGCGUGGCAUCACCACCUCCGACUACUACCGCUACUUCGAGGUGCCAGGCGCCAGCCACUGCGGAGCCGCAGAUGGAGUUGCAUAUCCUAUGCAUGCUCUUGAGGCUUUACGGUUGUGGGUGGAGGAAGGCAUCGCGCCAGAGGAGCUGUUGACUGUUGUGCUGGGCAGCGAGGGGAACCGGGCUGGCACACCAGUUUGUGACUACCCCAAGGUAGCCAACUGGAAAAAUGGUUCAUUCACGUGCAGGGAGAGUGGCGGUCAGCCCGACAGUUCCUCAGGACAUCAAAAGGACGAGCUUUGA
This is a messenger RNA of Clonostachys rhizophaga, 1638 nucleotides long. The record is from the annotation of a GenBank genome assembly. NCBI's taxonomy places the organism in Eukaryota, Fungi, Ascomycota, Sordariomycetes, Hypocreales, Bionectriaceae.